AUGCCUGCCCUUACCAUAGCCCUCGUCGCCGAACGGCGAUCAACUUACCUGGCGGAUGGACGGUCACAGCAGGAGUGUGCCGCCCUCACCCAUGACGGUGAAGUCGACGAGGUCGUGGCGGCGCUGAAGAGACUCGGUCAUACUGUCGUGCAGCUCCCUGGAAUUACCUCUCUCGUCCAGAGUCUCGCGACCAACCGAAACAAGGAGUGGGAUUUAGUGUUCAACAUGUCACAAGGAUUUUAUGGAUCCGCACGGGAGGCGCAGGUCCCAGCCCUGCUCGACGCCUAUCAGAUCCCUUACACCUUUGCGGAUGCCGCCACCAUGGCGCUGUGCCAGAACAAGAUCAACACGAAGACCGUACUGGAUCAUUGCGGUGUCCCCAACGCGGCCUUUUCGGUCAUCUCCCCCCACCAGCGCAAUAUCGAUGACUUGGUGCAGGACUCCAAGCACCUCGCCUUUCCGCUGUUCGUCAAGUUGGGCACGGAAGGGUCAUCGAAGGGGAUCGACUCAUUCAAUAAGGUCAACUCCACUGCGGAGUUGACCAAGGCCGUGGAGAACCUGCGGUCGGACUUCCCAGAUCAGCCGAUCCUGGUCGAGUCCUUCCUUGCUGGCCGCGAGUUUACCGUCAGUCUUCUCGGCACGGGUGAGCUCAGCCGGGUGAUUGGCGUGAGGGAACAUAUCUGGCAGGACCCAUCCAAGACCAGCCACGAUGGGUUGACCAAUGGAGAUAGUGCGCAGGACUUUUCGAGCUGGCAAAGCAAGUCCAGCACAGACUGCGGAUUGGUCGUAAAGGAUUACAAACUCAGCGAGACGAUCGAUCCCCAGGUCCAAACUGCGUGUCUUCUAGCUCUCGACGCUUGGACUCUGCUUGGAUGCAGGGAUGCUGGACGGGUGGAUAUCCGUUUUGAUAGCAACGAGCCCGGUGCCACUGCGCAGAUUAUGGAGGUCAAUCCCAUCUCUGGUAUGCUACCAGGCCAUUCGCCCUUGCCCGCAAGCGCUCAGAUCAACGGUAUUUCCUUUGAGCAGCUGAUGGCAGGGAUCAUCGAGAGCACAUUACUCCGCAUCAGUCGAAAGCCUUUGACGAACAUGGGCUCGGGGCCAUGUAUCUCUGCAUAG
Aspergillus campestris IBT 28561 is the source of this 1116-nucleotide messenger RNA. RefSeq names its product D-alanine--D-alanine ligase family protein. The coding region runs from base 1 to 1116 and encodes 371 amino acids. NCBI's taxonomy places the organism in Eukaryota, Fungi, Ascomycota, Eurotiomycetes, Eurotiales, Aspergillaceae. Gene Ontology annotation, biological process: peptidoglycan biosynthetic process. The transcript is spliced from 3 exons. Gene Ontology annotation, molecular function: metal ion binding; D-alanine-D-alanine ligase activity; ATP binding. The record is from RefSeq and is a predicted model, not a curated record.